UUCCAUUUCUCUUUGCCUCCAUUUUCUUCUUCUUUUUUCUCACUCACAAAUCCAAAACAGAGUGUAAAGAAGAAACAGAGAACACAAAAACACACACACAGAGAAAAAGUUGAAGAAGCUUCAAUGGAGUUACGGUUUUCAUCACAGUUCGUUUUCAGCAUUCUCGUUAUUGCUCUUCUUUUUGCUUUCACCAAUGGAAUUAAUCACAAUGAGAAUCACAAAUCCACUGAAUCACGGAUUGUGAAUGAAGAAGAGAAGUUCAAGAUGCAGAGCUUGAAGAAUUCAUCAAUGGCGGAAAGUUCAAGUGAUGAUAUCAACGAACAUGCAGUUGAUAAUCCAGAGGAGAUUGCUUCCAUGGUUGAAACGACUAUACGCAAUCACACGGAGAGAAGGAAUCUGAAUUUUUUCUCAUGUGGGACUGGAAAUCCAAUGGAUGACUGCUGGCGCUGUGACAAGCGUUGGGCCUUCAGGCGAAAGAGGUUAGCUGAUUGUGCCAUUGGUUUUGGUCGCAAUGCAAUUGGUGGGCGCGAUGGAAGGUACUAUGUUGUGACAAACCCUAAAGACGAUGACCCUGUGAACCCAAGACCGGGGACUCUUCGUCAUGCUGUCAUUCAAGACAGACCAUUGUGGAUUGUGUUCAAGAGAGACAUGGUGAUCACCCUGAAGCAAGAACUCAUCAUGAACAGCUUCAAGACUAUUGAUGGUCGUGGCGUAAAUGUUCAUAUUGCCUUUGGGGCCUGCAUUACUAUCCAGUUUAUAACCAAUGUCAUCAUCCAUGGUGUUCAUAUCCAUGAUUGUAAGCCGACAGGGAAUGCUAUGGUUCGCAGCUCACCUUCCCAUUUUGGAUGGAGGACUAUGGCUGAUGGUGAUGCCAUUUCCAUCUUUGGUUCCAGUCAUAUUUGGAUUGAUCACAAUUCUCUUUCCAAUUGUGCUGAUGGUCUUGUUGAUGCUAUUAUGGGCUCCACUGCCAUUACCAUUUCAAAUAACUAUUUCACCCACCACAAUGAGGUUAUUCUAUUGGGUCACAGUGACUCAUAUGUCCGUGACAAGCAGAUGCAAGUAACCAUUGCAUACAACCAUUUUGGGGAGGGUCUUAUCCAAAGGAUGCCAAGGUGUAGACAUGGGUAUUUCCAUGUAGUAAACAAUGACUAUACUCACUGGGUGAUGUAUGCCAUUGGAGGCAGUGCUCAACCCACAAUUAACAGCCAAGGGAACAGAUACCUUGCCCCUCAGAACCCUUUUGCUAAGGAGGUGACAAAGAGAGUCGAUACAGGGGAAGGCGUAUGGAGAGGUUGGAAUUGGAGGUCUGAAGGAGACCUUUUACUAAAUGGAGCUUUUUUCACUCCAUCAGGAGCAGGAGCUGGAGCAAGCUAUGCAAGAGCAUCAAGUUUGGGUGCUAAAUCGUCUUCUUUAGUCGGUACUUUAACCUCAGGUGCCGGUGUUCUUAACUGUCGCAGAGGUACAUUGUGUUAAUACAAAACACUAUCAACAAUCAAAGGAGUAAAGAGAAAGAAUCAAAGCAAACUGAAAAAAGAAAAAAUUGAAGAAAAAAAGCAUAAUGGAAUGGAAUGGAAGAAAGAAAAUUUUUCAUUCUUUUUCCUCUUAUUAUUACAUUGUUAUAGAUGUAUUGGAUUGGAUGAGUAUGCACUAGCAGCAACUGUUAAUUUACACCCAUUGUUUUUCUUGGCAACAGUUAGAUAAUUGGGGGUAAAAAUUGUACAUUUUAUGAGAACUGUUAUUGGAUCGAUAACAAUGAUUGCUUAGAAGCUAUUUCUCACUUUUGGAGAUUGGCUUGUGCAAAAGAGAUUUCCCUUUAAUUUUCUAAGGGAUCCAAAAUUUAUUUUACUCUCUUUUUUGUCUGCCUAUAUAUGUAUCACCUGCUGUAUGGUCUUUUGAUCUUGUUGAAUAGUAGCCAUAUAGAUUGUGUUUGUGUGCCAUUCAUUUAGAAAACACUUGAUUUGUCCCAAAUGAAAUGGGCAAUAGGAAUGUAUUGAUGAACAAGUUGGUGUUCAAAUCAGAAUUUAUCAUCUUAUACUCCUUCUUUGUUUA
Trifolium pratense (red clover) is the source of this 2049-nucleotide messenger RNA. RefSeq names its product probable pectate lyase 8. The record is from RefSeq and is a predicted model, not a curated record. Bases 124 to 1473 code for a protein of 449 amino acids. Lineage: Eukaryota; Viridiplantae; Streptophyta; Magnoliopsida; Fabales; Fabaceae. Gene Ontology annotation, molecular function: pectate lyase activity. The transcript is spliced from 7 exons.